Orcinus orca (killer whale) is the source of this 1541-nucleotide messenger RNA. RefSeq names its product ribosomal modification protein rimK like family member A (gene RIMKLA). The transcript is spliced from 5 exons. Gene Ontology annotation, cellular component: cytoplasm. Bases 158 to 1333 code for a protein of 391 amino acids. Gene Ontology annotation, biological process: protein modification process. The record is from RefSeq and is a predicted model, not a curated record. NCBI's taxonomy places the organism in Eukaryota, Metazoa, Chordata, Mammalia, Artiodactyla, Delphinidae. Gene Ontology annotation, molecular function: ATP binding; metal ion binding; ligase activity, forming carbon-nitrogen bonds.
AUUCGCUGGGUCAGGGCUGCAGAGGCUCCUGGCGCACCGGCGGGAGCGGAGCCGCGGCGCGCGCUCGCCCGGGACGCCGGCCGCCCGCCAGCCAGAGCGAGCGGCCCGGGUCGCCGAGGGGGCCCGCGCCCCGCCGGGCGCCGCCGCCCUGGCCGCCAUGUGCUCCCAGCUCUGGUUCCUGACUGACCGGCGCAUCCGCGAGGACUACCCUCAGGUGCAGAUCUUGCGCGCCCUGAGGCAGCGCUGCUCCGAGCAGGACGUGCGCUUCCGGGCGGUGCUCAUGGACCAGAUCGCCGUCACCAUCGUCGGCGGCAACCUCGGCCUGCAGCUGAACCAGAAGGCGCUCACCACUUUCCCAGACGUGGUGCUCGUCCGGGUGCCCACACCCUCAGUGCAGUCGGACAGUGACAUCACCGUCCUGCGACACCUGGAGAAAUUGGGCUGCCGCUUAGUCAACCGCCCACAGAGCAUUCUAAACUGCAUCAACAAAUUCUGGACAUUCCAGGAGCUGGCUGGACAUGGGGUCCCCAUGCCGGACACCUUCUCCUAUGGUGGGCAUGAAGACUUUUCAAAAAUGAUCGAUGAAGCCGAGCCGCUGGGCUACCCGGUCGUGGUGAAGAGCACGCGCGGACACCGGGGAAAAGCUGUUUUUCUCGCAAGAGAUAAACACCACCUCUCAGACAUCUGCCAUGUGAUCCGCCACGAUGUGCCCUACCUGUUCCAGAAGUACGUGAAGGAGUCCCACGGAAAGGAUAUCCGGGUGGUGGUAGUAGGUGGCCAGGUGAUAGGCUCUAUGCUUCGCUGCUCCACAGACGGACGGAUGCAGAGCAACUGCUCUCUCGGUGGCGUGGGCGUCAUGUGCCCACUGACAGAACAAGGCAAGCAGCUGGCUAUCCAGGUGUCCAACAUCCUGGGCAUGGACUUCUGCGGCAUCGACCUCCUCAUCAUGGACGAUGGCUCCUUUAUGGUGUGCGAAGCAAACGCCAACGUGGGUUUCCUAGCCUUCGACCAGGCCUGCAACUUAGAUGUGGGCGGGAUCAUUGCAGACUACACCAUGUCCUUGCUGCCCAACAGGCAGACCGGGAAGAUGGCUGUCCUCCCAGGACUGUCUAGUCCCAGGGAGAAGAAAGAGCCAGACAGCUGUGCUUCAGCUCAGGGAGUCACAGAGAGCGUCUACGCCAUCAACAGCGGGUCUACCUCUAGUGAGAGCGAGCCUGAACUGGGAGAGAUCCGGGGGUCCUCAGCAAGCACAGAGGGGGCCCCGGCCCCCAUGCUGCCCGACCCUGGCUACAACAUUAACGCCAGGAUUGCUUCAGAAUUAAAACUUCAGUGAGUUCCUGCUUUUUGGCAGCAUUGAAACCAAAUCCUACUGCUUCCCUAGUAGUUUUGAGCGAAUAAAAUCUGGACUAGUGUGAUUUCAUUUGCACAGAAACUAGAAAUCCCAUCUGGGCACUCAGCAUUCUUUCUAACGAUGAUUGAAGCAAAUGGCCUAGCUUUGUGGUUUUUAUAAACACUAAUAUAAAAACCCUCACCGAGAACAA